UGCGGUGACGUUACCAUGACCUCACAAACAUGGCGGCGCCCGUUAGCAGGUAUAGUUGGUUCGUUUCCGUUUCUAGAAAAGUGGGAAGUUAUCUAUUUAAUUCAGUUUUCAUCGCCCAUGCGGCGACGUGCGGUAACAACAUGGACUCGGAGAGACCAACCAAGCUGGAGUUUGCGGUGCAGAUGACAUGUGAGAGCUGCGCAGAUAAAGUCAGAGCUACUCUGGAGGGUAAACCGGGAGUGAAGUCUGUCAGUAUCGAUGUCAGUAAGGAGGAGGUGUUGGUGGAAUCUGCUCUGACCAGUGCAGAGGUGCAGGCUCUGAUAGAGAGCAGCGGACGCAGGGCCGUGCUGAAAGGCAUCGGAGGAUCAGAGCAAGACCUGGGUUCAGCAGUGGCCAUGCUGGCUGGUGUGGGAAAGAUCCAAGGGGUGGUGCGUUUCCUGCAGCUGUCUGAGGAGCGUUGCUUGAUUGAUGGAACCAUUGAUGGGUUGGAGCCAGGACCCCACGGCCUCCAUGUCCACACCCUGGGGGACCUCACACUAAACUGCCUCAGUUGUGGGGAGCACUAUAACCCCUUUGGAAGACAACAUGGCGGUCCAUGGGACUCUGAAAGGCAUGUAGGUGAUCUGGGAAAUAUUGUUGCUGGACCAGAUGGCAGAGCCUCAUUUAGACUAGAGGACCAUCAGCUAAAGGUAUGGGAUGUGAUUGGCCGAUCGCUGGUAGUAGAUGCAGGGGAGGACGACCUGGGUCGAGGCGGUCACCCUCUCUCCAAACAGACUGGAAACUCUGGGGAAAGACUGGCCUGUGGGAUCAUCGCCCGAUCAGCAGGUCUUUUCCAAAACCCCAAACAGAUUUGUGCCUGUGACGGGGUCACGCUGUGGGAGGAGAGAGACAGGCCGAUAGCUGGGAAAGGUCGUAGCAAGGCCAACACAGAGACGCCGGCAGCACACCUCUGAACCUCUGACCAAACAUAUCUGUAACCUGUGUUGGGCAGUUUGAACAGAAAAAGCACCUUGAAGAGAAAUGCAGAGGACAUUAGUCAACACAGGGACAGAGCUGGAGCGAGGAAGACGGAGCACUGAGGAAUAUGUUUCCAGACAGCUGGACAGAUGACCAAAGAUAAAUGGCUUUAUUUUCUUGAAAUCUUUCUCUGUGAUAAUUCUCUUGCAGUCGCAGUUAGUGUCCUCUGAGGAUUAUAAAAGCACUAAAGCAGAUUAAAACAGCCUGUGAGUAAAAGUCACCUCUGAUUAGCUAGAUGUCCGUUAAUACUAUUAUAUGUUUGUAUAACCAGUCGCCACUGACACAACUGUCUCAUCAGUCUAAAUUGAUGCGCUUGUUAAAUUUGAGGUAUCCAUUUUGGUUGUGUACUGGCUGGGAUGAAUGCACUUCAGUUUGCUAUUAAAGUUAAUCAUGCAAGCCUCUCAAGAGUAGUAGUAAAAACACAUUACACUGCUAACAUCCUGCUAUUCUCAUCACAUCAGCUAACUUAGAGAUUCCCAACCAGGGGUAUUUGUACACAAGGGGGUACGUCUGCAGUCUAGUGGAUACGUGGGAACAUUGUGGAGUAGUAUAAAAUGCUGUGAUGCUGAACUUAAGUAUAUUUACUAUCACAAAGAUUAGUAGCCUUCCAGCUACUGUGUGCAGCCAUGGAUCUGCUAGAGCAUUGUUAACUUGGGGGCUUGAAGGAUUGUGUUCGGCUGUUUUUUCAACAUGGAGUUUGAGUGUACAGGUCCUUCAUUGUUGCCGCAACCAACUUUAGAGCCAUACAAUGCAGGAAACUGGCACUUUUUUGGAGGCCAUUUUCUGCUUAAAAUCUUCUGCUGUCUUCACUUGUCAGAAAUUGUAGAAUAAUGUACAAAACUUCUACCUGCUGACACUUUCUGUUAACAACGCAUAUUUUUACUCUUGAUGAAGGCAUUAAUAUUGGGACACUGUGUGCACCUAUUGGACAUAUGAGUGUGUGUAGCAGGUUUUGCAUUGAUUUUCCAAAUUGAGCAUCUGUCUUGUCCUGGUGAUGCCUGAAUAAGCUUAUUGAAUGUUCCCCCAAAUGUUCAGUCGGUGUCCUUUUUCCAUUUGUGUCUGUGGGCUGUAAACGCACGGCUGUAACUUGAAUGUAGGGCUGCAGCUAAUGAUUGUUUAUAUUAUUGAUUGAUGAGGAUUGUUGUUGCUUUUGUUGUUGCUUUUUAUAAUUUUGUCUUUAAAAUGUCAAACAGUGAAAAUGUCCUUACUUCCCCACCAUCAAUCAAAAAAUAUCAUUAUUUUACAGUGAUAUAAAUCAGAAUCAGAGGAGUGUCUGGUAUUUUUGCUUGAUAAAUUACUUAUCAACAUUUGUGCUGAUUCAUUUUCCAGUACUGCUUGAGUGUGUGUGUGUGUGUGUGUGUGUGUCUGUGUCUGCAUUAGCAGUACUUUUGCACUUGAUCUGUCCUCCUGUGGUUAAACAAAUGUCAUAUUUUUUUCAUAGCACAUAAUGAACUCUUUAAUUGAACUCACUCACUGGUUGCCUGUCCCUUUGGAGCAGAACCCUGUGGUUUUGUGGUAACCUUUAUUCUUCUAGUGGCUCUAAUAAAUUAAAACAGGCUUAUA
Molecule: messenger RNA, 2580 nt
Organism: Siniperca chuatsi (mandarin fish)
Lineage: Eukaryota; Metazoa; Chordata; Actinopteri; Centrarchiformes; Sinipercidae
Product: copper chaperone for superoxide dismutase-like
Exons: 8
Coding region: 30-953 (307 amino acids)
Biological process (GO): removal of superoxide radicals
Molecular function (GO): copper ion binding
Source: RefSeq, a predicted model, not a curated record